AUGCAGCACUGCGUUUUUCUAUCGAUUUCCGUCGGCGCUCCGCGCGACCACUACGCCAUCUUUGUCGAAACCGAGCAAGACGGCGCCGGCACCGUGCUCCAAGCGACCGGCAACAUUCAAAACGGAAUGGUCUUUGAAGUGAAAACCAACCACCGACCAGAGGCAUCGCUUGAGUUUUUCAGAAAAGAGCUUCUGGGCUGGGUCGCGCCCGAGGACCUGCACCGCGUCGAGCAGGUCUGCGCAGGCCUGCCGCCGCCCAAGAAGCAGUUUGAGGGCGCGAGACGUCUAUACUCGCGGGAGCCUCUGCGGCGCUGCCAGGAGUGGACGCGCGAGGCUAUUGAUGCUUUGGUCGCAGCAGGAAUUUUGCAUACUACGGAGGAGGGGUAG
Molecule: messenger RNA, 387 nt
Organism: Beauveria bassiana ARSEF 2860
Lineage: Eukaryota; Fungi; Ascomycota; Sordariomycetes; Hypocreales; Cordycipitaceae
Exons: 1
Coding region: 1-387 (128 amino acids)
Source: RefSeq, a predicted model, not a curated record